Messenger RNA from Opisthorchis viverrini, 1886 nucleotides. RefSeq lists its product as hypothetical. Gene Ontology annotation, cellular component: endoplasmic reticulum. Gene Ontology annotation, biological process: response to endoplasmic reticulum stress; protein folding. Lineage: Eukaryota; Metazoa; Platyhelminthes; Trematoda; Opisthorchiida; Opisthorchiidae. The record is from RefSeq and is a predicted model, not a curated record. The transcript is spliced from 7 exons. Bases 202 to 1656 code for a protein of 484 amino acids. Gene Ontology annotation, molecular function: protein disulfide isomerase activity.
GCGGAAAAUCACGUCAAUUUGUAUUACGCACAGGCAUCUGAAUUGCCUCCAGAAAUGUGGGCUACCAAGGUUUAUGGCAUAAAUUGAUAUAUAAGGCGGACACGUCACCAAGACUAUUGUUAUAAAUAGGUGAAUUCUGGCAGACGUGUCCACUCUUCGGUUGUACUGUAUACGUGUUCGUCCCUCUGGUUAGCAGUGUCCAUGGGUCGUUUGCUGAUAUUCCUGAGCUUGGUAACGAUUGUAUGGGGGAAAACUGAACUAAAGGAAGAGAAUGAUGUUGCAGUCCUCACAAAAGAACACUUUGAUCAAGUUCUGGAUGAGUACCAGUACGUUAUGGUGAAAUUCUAUGCUCCCUGGUGUGGACACUGCAAGGCACUUCAGCCGGAGUAUGAGAAGGCCGCAGGAAUAUUAAAGUCGUCCGAUCUUGAUGUUCUGGUUGCCAAAGUAGAUGCAACAGUAGAGACUGAACUGGCGUCUGCGCAUGGUGUGUCCGGCUACCCCACGUUGAAGUUUCGGAAAAAUGGAUCAUGGAUAAGCUACAAUGGAGAACGAACUGCAGAGGCUAUCGUUGACUGGAUCAAGAAUAGGUCACAGCCGGCUCUCCAUGUUAUGAACACCGUGGGGGAGGUUGAGAACUUCGUGAAAUCCGCAGACGUUGUGGUUGUUGGCUUCAUCAAGGAUUCGGGGGGAGACGCCUAUCGCGUGCUAGAGGAGAUUGCUGACGAAAUGGAUGGUAUUCCGUUUGGAGUUAUUGCCUCCCAAGAUGCCUUCGAUAAAUAUGGAGUGAAGAGUGACAUUCUGAUUAGCCUAUUCAAAUCGUUUGACGAGGGCCGUGUUGAUUUUGAACAUCCGGUUGAAAAGGGAACUUUGAGCGAGUUCAUUCAGAUGGAAAGCAUAUCCCUCGUAGUGGACUUCUCGCAAGACGUCGCUGGUAAGGUUUUCGGUAGUCCGGUUCGGAAACAUCUUGUGGCUUUCGUUCCAAAGUCUGGUCCAUACGGCGAGAUGAAAACCAAAAUGGAGACAGUCGCCAAAAAGUUCAAGGGUAGAGUUCAUUUUAUUAUCAUCGAUACGGACAUCGCAGACCAUCUUCGGAUUCUAGAGUUCUUCGGAAUGACCAAGGACGAUGUUCCCGGUUAUCGACUGAUCGACUUGGCGGACGAUAUGACUAAGUUUAAGCCCAGUUCAAACGAGUUCGAUGAACACUUGAUGGAAGCUUUUGUUGACGGCGUUUUGUCUGGUUCCGUGAGACCUUUUCUCAUGAGUCAAGAUAUUCCUGAGGAGUCAAAUGAGCCGGUCCGCGUGUUGGUUGGAAAAAACUACAACGAAAUCACACAGGAUCAGUCGAAAGCUGUAUUCGUCAAGCUCUACGCUCCUUGGUGUGGACACUGCAAGAACUUGGCGCCUAUUUGGGAAAAAGUUGGUGAAGCCUACAGAGACCGAGAUGACAUAAUCAUCGCGAAGAUGGACGCCACCGUUAACGAGGCCGAAGGUUUAAAGGUUCAUAGUUUUCCCACCCUGAAGUAUUAUGCUAAGGGCUCAAGUGAGGCUGUUGAUUACUCCGGUGAGCGAACAUUGGAAGCCCUGAAGGAGUUCGUGGAUUCUGAAGGCAAGAGUGGAACGGCUGGCAAGUCUAAGGAGCCGAAGGACGAGUUAUAGAACUGUACAUAAACAUAAUUUCACGAAACCGGUUACAUUGUAGAAUGCUCUUUUGCUGUAAGUUCUUUCUGAUCUGGUACGCAGUCAAUCCGUAAUUUCUUAUGACUUGCUGGUGCUUUCCCUGUUCGUUCAACUUUUGAACAAUUUGUGUUUGUUGGUUUGUUCGGAACCCACUAUUUCUCAACUUGUAUUUCGUGUUCGUAUGCAAUAAACGAAUAUGGAUCCGUCAU